CCGCUCUUUCACUGCAGGUCACGCGAGGGCAGAGACACCAUUAUGAACAACAACACUGUAAAGCAGCAACUGCAGAAGCUGCAGGAGAAGGCGGUUUUACUGGAAGAUGCCAUCGAACGCGUCCUAGCUGUGCAGCAACAGCUGAAGGAAAACGCCUCAGAGGUGAAAGGUCAGAUCCAGAGUACAAUCAGCCGCCAGCUGGAGAGCCUUCGAUCCCGAGAGGUGUGGCUCCUGAACCAGGUGGAGAUAGUGCAGCAAGCCAAGGAUGAGGUGUUGAUGAAGCAGCAGGCGGCUAUGCAGCAGGCCUUGGGUGGGGUCAUCUCUACUCUGGAAGUGCAGGACUGGACCCACAUGGAAGAUAAGCUGACCAAGACCCUGGAGAAACUAGACUUGCUUGACAUUAAGCCUGAGGACACCCCCUUCAUGAGCUUCAAGGCUAACACAGCUUCACUGAGGGAGGUCAUCCACAAGUUUGGCCGCGUGAGUGGACACUGCCCCCUGCUGGACAGACCCUUUGCUGAGCCAGGCGAGGAAGCCAGCAGUCUGCCCAAGUGGUUUGAGGACUACGAAGAUGUAGAGCAUCAUGUUCUGUACAAAUCUGUGCAGAAUGAUCCAACUGUGACUGUCAGGAUCCCGCGUUUGUCCCGCAGCAGUGACAGCAAGUGGUUGCACACCCCAACCACACUUUCCUCUACCACAUCCAAGAGCACAAUCACCACUGGCUCACCUAACGCAUCUGACAGCCUCUUCAGACCAUUUCAAGAGGCCAAGACCAGCAGUUUGACCAAGUGGUUGUUGAAUCCUGGCUCUGCCGAGAGCACCAUUGCCAGCCUGCCCCGGGAGUCCACUGCGGCCAGCAUCAGACAGUGGCUGUGUCAGAUCAAAGAUGAGGCAGAGGAAGAGGGGCCAGCCUUUGAUGCAUAUGUCCCUGGCAAUCUAUCUGGAGUCAUGCCAUAUUUUCAAGGGGUCAUUUCUGCUCCCCUGACCAACUGGCUUCAUCCACAGCAGCCAGGGUCCAGUGGUCAAGAAGAUGUCCUGUCCUACUAUAGACAGACCAAAGAUGACACCAAACAGUGGCUGGCAAACUAUGAGAACCAACAGGAGAUGGAGGCUGCCAAGGAGUGGUCCAGGUGCUGCAAGGACAGCUGUGUGGUGGACAUAGAAGAUGUAGCUCACCUCCUGCUACCACAACUAGAUGGGACGACAGACAUGGCAAGAUGGCUGUAUAGACCCUGCACCAAGACAGGGGAGAACACAGAGGAUGAGGAAACCAGCUAUGCUUUGCCUUUGGUUAAAGAUGUUUGCAAAGCAGAUAGAAAGUGUGCUACAUUUCCAGAGUGUGUUUGUGAUGAAAAUUGCUUAGAGAGUGUUGAUCCAAAUUUGCCAGAUAGUCUGAAAGCGUGGUUGUACAGCCCCAAUACACAGCACAUUGCUUCUAGUUUGGGUGAUAGCUUCUUUGGGUGGAUGCCUUGUGACCCAGCAUAUUGGCUUAAGGGAGGUCAGGUAGGGGCACUGGGGGAGGUAGAAUGCCCUGUGUUUUUAUCUUACUUCAAAAACAUCUCUGAAGAUCCCAAAGAUUGGUUGAAACACCUGCAGGCCCCUUAUGAUAAGUCAAACAACAGUGAUGAUUUAACAAGUCCAGAUUUUAUCCCAACUCCAGCAGGUGCAGAGCUUGAUAAAUGGUUUAAAAAAAGAGCUGUGGUUGAGGAAGAUAAUUUUUCACCAGAGUUUGAAUUUUGGUUCAAAUUCCAAUCAAGUAUUCCCGAUGAAAAAUGGGUUAAUUUGCCUGGGGGCGUGAGUGAUGAACCCGCUAUAUCUGAGCUGGAAUACUUCAAACAGUAUCAAACAAGUCUGCCUGAGGAAGACUGGCUUCAGAAAUCAAAUAAUGAUUACGUUAUAGUGGGCGUUGAAGAUGAAAACCCCUUCACAUUUAAUCCACCGGAUAUGGAUGCCCAAGAGAAGUGGCUUUCUAAGCCUGUCCAUCCUGUCUGUUUUGAUACACAGGGGUUGGGGGAGGAAGAGGGGGAGGGGAUGGGUCCCAUCCCCCAGUUGUCCUCUGACCUUGGUUUCUGGCUGCAGGGUUAUUAGAGACCUACUGGGCCCAGCUGAGCUCACACUUUGGUUUACGCCUUCACGUGUGAUCCCCAUAUGCUUUUUUUAGUGGGAAGUGCUCCAGUGCUUACUUUCUCUACCUGUUUAAUUGUUUGCUGUGGUUUCUGUUAGUUGAUCUUUGCUAUCAACUUCCUCCUUAAAGGUGAUCAAUUAACUGCAAAUCAAAUGCUUGGUAAGAUUUAUGUCAUGAAACAGCGAUUAAAAAAUUGAGCUUUGCUUGUGUCAUUUAUUAACACAUCAGAAAAAUAUAAUUUUAUUUUAAAUUAACUAAUCCCAGUUAUGACUUGUAUAUGAUGACUAUGUAGCCACGUACUGAAACUAACUUUAACAGUUUGAAAGAUUUUUGAUUUUAUCAAAUGAUGCAAUGAUCAUUUUGAGUGGAUUAUCCAUCCCUCUCCCAGUGACAUAAAGUAAAGGCUGUAAUGUACCGUGCAGUCUGGAGGAACUGGCUAUAAUAGAUGUUGUGGUGUGAUAAGAUAUAUCAAAACGGAAAAUGCAACAUCUUGUGUUUCUGUGACAAGAGUUUUUAACAAUGAGAUUUAUUCUAUAUCAGGCACAGAGAGAUAAGAAGGAAUUACAAUCUAUGAUGUGGUGAUCUUGCAUUUGUACUGUGAAUGCACAUGAUUGUUAGUAGCAUACGUUGUAUUACAAAGAUUGCACAGUUAUAUUAAACAUGACAUAAACAUUGACUUACAUUGACAGAUAACAUUUAUGCAUUUGUUUACUUCUAUAUGAAUUAUAUAAAUUGUCUUAAUUCAUACUUUUUAACUGCAUAUUGUGAUGUGUCGAAAGUUUUAUUAUACAGCAUUGGUCAAUUUUGCCAAGUUUUGUAAAAUGUAUUUGAAAUGUCUACAGUUUAACAAUAUUGCCAUACUGCCUUGUAGUGCACACAAUUUCAUGACUGCCAUUUUAUUGUUAACAGCUGCUCUUAUAAAGUAAAAGUCAGUUUUAAUGUACGAGAUUUUCUCUUGACACACUAAUUAAUACAAUUAAUUCUGCAAAUUCAGAAUGAAGAAAAAUAAAGUAUUUUGGCAGAA
Molecule: messenger RNA, 3149 nt
Organism: Lingula anatina
Lineage: Eukaryota; Metazoa; Brachiopoda; Lingulata; Lingulida; Lingulidae
Product: nuclear receptor coactivator 4
Biological process (GO): response to hormone; intracellular iron ion homeostasis
Molecular function (GO): transcription coactivator activity
Source: RefSeq, a predicted model, not a curated record